AUGGAAAAUUACGAAGAUUUAUCGGAAACUUUUCUACCUCAACGUUAUCAAGUUAACGUUUUCAUAUUAGAGGGUAGACAUUUGGCUAUAACAAAAUCAAAUACAAAAAUAACCGUAAGGAUAGGUAAAAAAAAAAAAACGAUACAUUCGAAAAAGUAUAAGACAGAUUCACCUUUUUAUAAUAAUUUUUGCACUUUUCCAUUUUUUAAACCGUUAAAUUUACUCUUGCAAGAAAUAUUAGUGAUAAAAGUUUUUCAAAUACGUAAAAUAAAACCUAAAAAAUUGAUAGGCGGAUUUAAAGUCGAAUUAUCGGCGGUUUGGACACAACCCAAUCACAGAUUUUAUAAAAAAUGGGCGGUUUUAUUCGAUUUGAAAAAUAUUAACUCCGGAGUGAGAGGAUUUUUAAAAUGCGACAUAUCGAUAAUAUCGAAAAAUUUCCCAUCCAAAUUAUUGGAUAUAAAAAAUGAUGACGUAGGAGAUGAUGACGAAACCGUUGAAAAUAAUUUAUUGGUACCGACAGGAGGAAUUUCCGAUAGAUUUAGAGUUCGUUACGUAUUUUCAAUAUUUCGCGCCGAUAGUUUUUCAUCGGAUUUUCUAUUGAAAAUAAAAAAAAAAUAUUUUAUUAGAAUAACCUACGGUGGUAAAAGUGUUAAAACUCGUUUGGCACAUAAUUUAGAAAAUCCGACGUGGAACCAAGAAUUAACAAUGCUCGAUGUGAAUCCUCCACUUUGUCAAAACAUAUUGGUUGAAGUUUGUCAAAGAAAUACAAAAAAUUCUUUUCUGGGUAACGUCUACGUUAAUUUACAUAACAUUUACGAAGAUGGCGUCGAUGGUUUUCUACCGACUUUGGGCCCUUGUUUUUUAUAUCUUUACAGUCCAAUUAAAUCCCGACAGCGUUUGAUCGAAGGAUCAAUAAUGGAAAAUACUCACACGUAUUGUUGUCGAUUGCUAAUGGCAAUGAGAACGGAAGUCAUAACGUUCGACGAAAUGUUUUUUCCGAAAAAUAAAAAAAACAAGCGAAGUAAUAAAAAAAAACUUUUAGCUAAACCCAUACCGCCAUUAAAUGAAAAUUUAUAUUUUUCCUACAAGAAAUUUAUUUUGUUCGGUGCCGUUUUAGACGUUUUAUUUUUCGACAGGAGUAUAUCGGAAAAUAGUUUAACGAUAAAAUUAACAUUUGGGCCGAAAAAAGAAUCGAAAUUUUUGUCGAAACGUUCGAAAGCAACAAAACCACUACCGGAAACGAACGAUGAGAAAGACGCGCCAACGGAUACGUUAAAAGUCAUAAAUGUUUCAAAAAAUUGUAACACGACGGAUAAAAAAAAUUUAAAAUUUAAAGGGGAUUAUUGUUACGUUAAAUUUUCCGGGUAUUUUCCAUGCGUUCACGUUUACGGCGAAUGGCCGGAUUUAUUAAGAAAAAUUUACAGGACGAACGUUAUAAAAAAAGGUAUAGAAAAAUAUAGGGAAGAAGUUAACGAAGCCAAACACGAAUUGGAAUACGAAACGGAAAAACGUCACGAAUUAUCGAAAAAAGCUAAAAGAAUAUUGGAUAAUUUUUCCGAGAGUUGUCAACUUAUUUUAUUAUCCACGAACGUUUUAUCACAACAAGACACGAAUCUCUGUAGGGAAAAACGAAGAGUUUGUCACGAACGUUUGUUGGAUAUAAUAAGCGACAUAAAAUCGGAAAAAGAAAAAAAUUUUCUCGUCGGAAAAAAUAAACUGUCGGAAAUGGAAACUCACGUCGACGUAUUGACAAAAUAUUCGCAAGAUCCGGAAAAUUCGUAUCCGGAUACGGAAAUAUGGAUUUAUAGAAACGGAAUAAAAAAAUCUCAAUUGAGAAUAAAAACUGAAGACAUAACGUAUUCUUCGAACGUUCACGAACGUGGAAUUUUCUGUGGUAAAAUUCAAACGCUCAUUGUUCGGGGUAAAAAACAAAAGAUAAAAGGAAAAUUAGAUGUUUUCCUAUGGUUCGGUUUAGCUGAAAAUUUCAUAGAGUGUUUAAACAUGUUACCAUCCGGAUCGCAAUUUAAUUAUUGUCCAUCGAGUUGGGAUUCGAGAAUUCCGAGCACAUUAAUUUAUAAAGAAAGCCACACGUAUGAGUGUCACGUUCACGUUUUUCAAGCUAAAAUUUUUAACGGUUUUGAUAAAACCGGUCUCGCGGAUCCAUUUAUAAGAGUUAUCGCGUUCGGAGAAACUAUAACGAGCAAAGUUAGAAAAAAUACGCUUAAUCCGAUAUGGAACGAAACAAUUGUUUUCCCACAAUUGAUAUUAUACGGUCCUUCGGAUUAUUUAAAAAAAGAUUCGGUAACGUUCGUUGUCGAUGUUUUAGAUAAGGACACGUCGAAAAAAGCAGAUUUCAUCGGUCGAAGUUUUAUAAAGCCUAAAUUGAAAGAAAUAAAAGGGGAAAAGAAUAAAAAAUCAAAGGAAAAUGUGGAAAAAUUAAAAUGGGAGAAAAUACGUAAGGAUUAUAAUCCUACGGGUGAAAUUUUAAUAGCCAUAGAUCUCGUCGAAAUCACAAAAGAUGUAAAAUCGGAUGCAAAAGAGGAUUACCAACCUAAAAUAUCGGAUAUAAUACCCAUACAGGAAAAAUACAGAAUGGAAGUUUUAUUUUGGGGCGUGAGAGAAUUGAAAAGAAAAAGUUACAUGAAAAAUAAAAUGUUUUCCGUUAUGGAAAUCGGAGAAACGUCCAUCAAAUCGAAAAGUUUAAAAAAUGCGAGACACAGAUUGAAUUUCCCAUAUUCCGUUGAAUUUUCCGACAUUGAACUACCGGAAAAUCCCGAAUACGCUCCUUCACUAAUGGUAAAACUCUUUCACAAAAGUUCAUUCACAAGAAAAAAACAAUGCGUUGCCGCGUGCGUGGUACCGAGCGUUACGCGUUUUUUUUAUUUUCCCAAAGAUAAAUUAAAUAAUAAUAAUAAUGAUCGAAAGGAAAUAAUAGAUUAUAAACCAAACGAUAAAUUUAAACAAAACGAUCUAAUCUCAAACGAAACGAUCGAAAUGCCGGAAAUAAACGUAAAAAAAAAAAUUGAAAAAUUUAUAAUAAUUUUUUUUGAACAAAAUCUACUCGAAAUAUUCCUACAAUUUAUUGAUUAUUUAAAAAAAAAAAUUUCUAUUUUACGUGAUGGUCGUGACGUCAAACCGAUGCGUAGAAAUUUUCCCAAGUAUCAAAAAAUGAAUAAAGGGCCGGAAGGGGUGGAAGAAGACAAAAAAAAAUUAGAUUGGUGGGCGAGAUAUUACACUUCCGUAAACAGUUCUUAUUACAAUAAUGGCGUCACGCCAUUGAAAAUUUAUCGCGAAGAACUCGAAGAACAAAAAGAAUUCAAUGGUUUUACAGAUUUUUUACAAAUAUUCGACAUGUCGAUCAGUCCUUUUAUGAAAAAGAAAAAAGUUUCUCUGGCAAAAGUAAAAGCCGCCGUAAAAAUAUACAAAACUCCAAAAGAUGAUGACACGUUUCAAAAUGGCGUAUUACCAAAAUUCAUGACGAAUGAAAAUUUUAAAUACAUCGUUAGAGUUUACAUCGUUUUAGGUAAAAAUUUAACUCCUAGAGAUAUGUAUAGCAAAUCCGAUCCUUAUUUACACGUUACUUUGGGCAAGCACAAAAUAAGCGACAGGAAAAAUUUCAUUCCGAAACAAUUAAAUCCUACGUUCGGUAAAUGUUUCGAACUCAAAGGUACGUUUCCGCACGAACAUCUUUUACACGUUAAAGUAUUCGAUUACGACAAAUCGUCCAAAGACGAUUUGAUAGGAGAAACGAUUAUUGAUUUGGAAAAUCGUUACUACAGCAAACAUCGUGCCGCGUGCGGUUUGUCGCUACAUUUCGACAAACACGGAAACAACGCUUGGAGAGACGCGUACCCCCCAUCGUACAUAUUAAAUAAACUUUGUAAAGAAUCAUCUCUACCUUCUCCCGUCUACAAACAAAAUCAGGUGAUCAUUGGAAAUUAUGCUUUUCUCACGAAAAUCUCAUCCGAUUCCGAUUUCAAAGACGAACAACAAGCACUUUCGGUUUUGCAUAGAUGGAACGAAAUAUCUCCUGUCGGUUUUCAUUUGGUCCCGGAACACGUGGAAACGAGAUCGUUAUAUCAUCCUUCUUUACCGGGUAUCGAACAGGGAAAAUUAGAAAUGUGGGUCGAUAUUUUUCCAGAUAUAUCUCAAAUCAUGCCGCCGAAAAUAGAUAUAAAACCCAAAACUCCAGUUUCGAUGGAAUUAAGAGCGAUUGUUUGGAACGUAGACAAUGUCGUACUCAACGACAAAUCUCUUAUACUAAACGAUAAAAUGUCCGAUAUUUACGUUAAGGGAUUGAUUUUAUCAUUGGAAGAAGAAUUACAAAAAACUGACGUCCAUUAUCGUUCACUGAACGGAGAGGGUAAUUUUAAUUGGAGAUUUAUUUUUCAUUUUGAUUACGUACCGACGGAAGAAGUUAUCGUCGUUAAGAAACCUUUUGGACCUUUCGAUAAAUUUCCCGAAGAAGUCAAACAUCGUUGCAAAUUGGAAAUGCAAAUUUGGGACAACGACGUAUUCGGUGAUGAUUUUUUGGGAAAUUUAAUUUUAGAAUUGACGGCCAUGCCGAGGGGUGCAAAAUUAUCAAAUCGAUGCACGUUAAAAAUGCUCGCAUCCAACACGAAUAACAUAAAUUUAUUUAAAAUAGGAAAAACGAGAGGAUGGUGGCCGUUCAGGAAACUAAAGGAAACACCUAAAAUAGGAAACGAAUUCGAAUUGACGGGUAAAAUUGAUUUAGAAUUAGAAGUACUAACGGGAAAAGAAGCCAUGUUAAAUCCUGCUGGAAAAGGUAGAGAGGAUCCAAAUGGAUUACCGGAACCAUCGAGGCCAUCGACUUCUUUUAACGCAAUGCUUAAUCCUUUCAAAACAUUUAAAUUUAUCAUAACCAAAGAAUUACUUAAAACUUUUAUCAUCGGUAUCAUCAUCGCUUUGAUAAUUUUGUUCUUUCUAAUAAUGAUUUACGCGACACCGAAUUACCUGGUCAAAAAGUUAUUAGGAGCGUGA
Messenger RNA from Pediculus humanus corporis (human body louse), 5001 nucleotides. RefSeq lists its product as uncharacterized. Bases 1 to 5001 code for a protein of 1666 amino acids. The transcript has 3 exons. Gene Ontology annotation, cellular component: membrane. The record is from RefSeq and is a predicted model, not a curated record. Gene Ontology annotation, biological process: plasma membrane organization. NCBI's taxonomy places the organism in Eukaryota, Metazoa, Arthropoda, Insecta, Psocodea, Pediculidae.